Laccaria bicolor S238N-H82 is the source of this 435-nucleotide messenger RNA. RefSeq lists its product as uncharacterized. The record is from RefSeq and is a predicted model, not a curated record. The coding region runs from base 1 to 435 and encodes 144 amino acids. The transcript is spliced from 2 exons. NCBI's taxonomy places the organism in Eukaryota, Fungi, Basidiomycota, Agaricomycetes, Agaricales, Hydnangiaceae.
AUGGACACUACAAAUUUGAACUUGAACGUUGACGCAAACGUCACAUGCUGUGACUUCGUGACGUUGCUGCUUGCGUCAACCCCACGACAACCCCACAACCAACUCACGACUUCCACCUCACCCGACCACCACCACAAACGACCCCUGCCACCCACAAACGGCAACAACUGCUACAAACCACCUGCAACGAGGACAACCGGCAAAGGACGACAACCGGCAAAGGACGACCAAUGCCCAAAAACGUUACCACAACGCCUACCUAGCAACAACGACAACGGAAACGACGCACAAGUGGCUACCAUCUUUAUCAUAAAACUAAGGCACUUGCCUGUAGAGCUGUGUGUACAAGUCCACAAGUUUUAUGAAAGGCCUUUCAUAGGAAUAUUGGAUGCUUUCAUUGUACUUUUCAUAAUUAAUGUUGUGCAAUUUCAAUAA